GCGGGGCGGGAGCGGAGGCGCUGGCGCGGCCGUGAGGGGAGCGAGCCUGUCCCGCCUUCCUGGCGGAUCCCGGGACGAGCCUGGCGCUAGCGUGGCGGCUGUUGGCCCUCGGCUGAGCCUCUGGACCUCGGCUUGAGCCCCUGGCAACCGCCCGCCACCACCCGAACCCAGGGGGAGAUGGAUCUUCGCGCAGGAGGGAAGCAAAUGGAUCCCCUGCCCAAUCCAGCGCCCCUGGCCUCGAAGCUGCGGAACACGCUGGUUCGGUACCACAGCAUCGGAGACGGCGAGUGGCGAGUGGCGAAGAAAACCAAAGAUGCAACUGUAUGGCGUAAACCCUCUGAGGAAUUCAGUGGAUAYCUCUACAAAGCUCAAGGAGUGGUGGAAGAUGUUACUAACAGAAUAGUGGAUCAUAUUCGCCCUGGACCUUACCGGCUAGAUUGGGACAGCCUAAUGACUUCAAUGGACAUCCUGCAAACAUUUGAAGAGAACUGCUGUGUGAUGCGCUAUACGACUGCUGGCCAGCUCUGGAACAUCAUAGCACCAAGGGAGUUUGUUGAUUUCUCUUACACGACAAGCUAUGAAGAUGGGCUUCUAUCAUGUGGUAUAAGCCUGGACUAUGGAGAGGUGAGACCGAACUUUGUCCGUGGAUUCAAUCACCCUUGCGGUUGGUUCUGUGUCCCUCUCAAGGACUCCCCUGGCCACAGUCUUUUGACAGGCUACAUCCAGACUGAAUUGCGAGGGAUGCUACCACAAUCUGCUGUAGACACUGCCAUGUCUAGUACCCUGACCAAUUUCUACUCUGAUCUCAAAAAGGCACUCAAAACAUAGACUAACAGUGUCUUAAAAGCCCAUGCAUUCCUUGCAAUCAGAUUAUGUUGUUUAGCUUAGCAUAGUUUAUUUGAGGUGAGUAACAUUGUUCCUGAAUGACACCCGAACCUUUACGUGGAGGAUCCAAACAACUUUACCAAGUGCUUUUUGAUGUGAUACUCAGCAUACAUUCCCAGUGCACGGUGCGGGAUGCUUUUUGCUGUUCAGCACUCUGCACCUUAGCGAGGAAUAGCCUGAAUCUCUAAACGCCCAGCUUCCUCWGUAGAAGGCACAAGCUGUGUGUGUGGGCUUGAAAAAUGCACUGUAAGCUCAGCUCUCUCCAGCGGUAUUGGGAGCCAAGUUCUCAGGAGUUUGGUGAUGCAGGUUGCUGUAGAGGCAGCAUCUCAUCUCAUUGAAGAUGUAAUUAUAUUAAUAUAUAUAAAUGAAUAUAUUCAUAUUUACUUAAAUAUUGUGAUUUUUUAAGAAGUUUUUUCAGCUGCAUCUGUAAUUUGUUUUCAAAAUUUGCUUUGAUUUAUCAUAUGGAUAUUAUAUAGCUAGGUUGUUAAAUGAUUCUAUUCGUAAGAAAGCUGUUAACACUUGUAAGCAAAGAUUAAGUGUUCAUUAUUGGCAUUUCUUUUAAUGUUGUGACUUAUUUACUGUUGUAUAUAAUAGUCUCAGUGCAUAAUGAAAUGCCCUUACAGYUGAUUCAAGGCUCAUUUAAGUCAUCAGGUGUCUUUCCAUAGUUUUUUUGUGGGCUUUUAAUCACACAGUUGUCAAAAUAGCAAACUUACAAUGGAUCUUCAGUGAUACCCUGUACUUACAAAGGUUUUUUACUUACAUUUGCAUGUAAUAGUGUGUGUUUGUGGUUGGGGAUUUUUGGUUUGUGGUUUUUUUGAGUGUAUGUAUUUCUUCUUGAUCUGAAAAUCCUGGGAUUAUGAAAGCAACAGGAAGAGCCACUCGUUCAUUUCAUUUUCCUUUGACACUGGCCACUGUAGCUGAACUCCGAAUAGCAGGGACUUUACUUUCUCCUUGCUUAAGUAGAGAGGUAGAAAAAAACAAAUAUGGUGGGUGCUUUUUUAACCUGCUUCAUGUUUUCAGGUUAUCAAGUACUAUUUAAGACUGUUAAAAACAAUGCAUUAAAAAGCCUUUGGUGUCUUCAUGGGCAGAAGAUGUUAACUCCUUGUUGGUUCUGUAUAUUCUGCAGUUCUCUCUAAACUCCUGAGUUAGUCUUCCCACUUUUUUUCUACCUUYCUUGUAUCCGCCAGAGUAUUGGAAGCUCACGAGGUGAUCUACCACCAGGGACACCAAAUAAKUGCUGCCAGAAUCUUUUCCUUUCUAGUACUGUUACAGAGGCAAUUAAGAAAUCUCUGGCAGUGCUGCUCUGUGGGWUGAAUGAUGACAUAUGAUUGUAGAGGGAACUGAAGUGUAGCCUAUUGAUUCUUCCCAGUUACAAAGAUUACAUGUGCAGUGGAUCUGCAUAUUCGUGUCUUCCCUUUUUAGAGCUGCUGGGACUGAUUAAUGGAGGGAUUGUGAUACAGAUGUACAUAGAGCAAAAUAUUCCUUUCURUGUAAAAAACCUAGUUUAAAUCUGCACUUCAGUGCUGGAGARAUGGGUCAGAAGGAGCACAAGACACAGGAGAAUGUUUGUACAACACCAGGCACUGCAGAAAGGAUUGAGAGCCCCCGUUCCAAACACCCAUUUUAAUGGCUCUGACACAUCUACAGUAUCUAUCCUUAUUUAGUACACAGCGAAAUGGCUUUUUCUGCUUUCAGUAAAAAUAGGUUGGUGAAGCAUAGAGCAGCUGAAGAAAGAAGAACUUGAGMUUGAAAGUUAAAAAAUUGCUAGUGUAUUUUUGUGUGUUGAUAUUUCUAAUAAAAAUUUCAGUUCAGCUGUAGACUAAUACAGCACUAGAAGAAAGAUGUCCAAUUUCAAAUGUYGUAUUUAUUUGAACCCAAAAUUUAUAUUAUGUUUAUAUGGCUGUAGAUGGAGAAGGCAGAACUAUUCUUUUACCAGCGUACAUCAGAACCAAGAAAACCACAAUAUCAGAGCCUCUUCUGCUGUGGCAUUCUUCUCCUGAGUUAGUGGACAAUCUAGAURGAACCAAUAGAAUUAAUACAGGAAAGCAGUUGCAAGGACAAAGUGCCGGAACUCAUGUUUUGCUUAGGCAGAAGAAAUGGAGAUGACAAAUUGCUUGGUAUAGAUUUCUAUCACUUAAUGAGUGUUUUUGUUAAAGUGGAAUUUAUCCAGAAGUGACUUCUGACCAAAUUGCCCAAGAAUAGCAGAGAUCUUGUAUGUAUAUAGACACAUCAAAAUUAUUUUUAUAUGGCUAAUAUUUUUUUAAAAAACUUAUUUUUUAGAGGUUUAGGUAAUGUGACACUUUACUCUUUGGUACUUUAACUAGGUGCUCCGUGUGUGUAUGGGAAAGGUGACUGGAGUAAAGACUGUUUUCAUGUUUGGGUUCUGUUCCUCAUCUAAAACCUCCAGCACUAAACCUUGCCUGUAAGAUGUGCAAAAGAUACAGAGAUGGGGCUAAGUUCAAUUUAGGGGCAGUCCAAGUACUCUACCACAGUUUGCUGGGAAGUGGACCAGUACUUCAGAGAGAUACAAUGUCCACAGGCCCUGAUCUGAUGAACUUGUAAAUAUGAAACAUGAUGAACUUACAAAAUGCAGAGCCUGUAAUUCCUCCAGUAAUCAUAAGUAAUCAGAACAAUUUUGAUGAUGUGACCUGGUGGUUCAACCUAGGAGGUUCACUGCUGUAAAAAUAGCCCUAAUUCUAGUGUUACCAGUCAAGUUGUGCCUGUGUAUGGAAAGUAAAAGUUCUAACAGUGGGUUUAUCUUACUGUGUUCAGUAUUUAAGUGAUUGUAUUUGCAUUUUGAAUGCAYUUGCAGAAUAAAUUAGAAUUGUGAAUUCCAACAGAUUCAUGGUAUASCUUUUUCAAUACUUGUGCAACCAUAUGUGGCAUUUUUGGGGAUCUAUUUGUGAUGAUGUAGCUCAUCUUCAGCUGCAUGGUGAUCUCGAAUGACAUAAAUUUGAAGGCCAUAAAGUCUAUCUUUACUUACGAACUUGAUUUAGACUGAGAAAAAUGUCCAAUUUAAAUCUCUUGAAAGCUGUACAAAUAGGAUUUUCUCAAAGCUUCACUUCUAAAAAUAUAUAUACAGGGUUUUUUUUUGUGAUGACCCCAUGAUACUGAGGAAAGAAUUUUAUUAUUUUGGCUUAGUAUAACUUACCUUUUUAUAUGUUUAAGAAAUGAUCUAUUAACCAUAAACAUUUGCCUGAAACACAGGAGCUUCCUGGCAAAAGGCAUAUAGAUGUGUAUUAUGUGCUGCAACAUGUAUAUUGACAUUUAUUUAAUUAGCACCUGCAGCAACAAAAUCCCUGUAUCUUUUCUAGAACCUUCCCUUGUUUGUCUUAUAAAGCUGGCAUAAAGGCAGUAGACUUCUGUAGCUUUCGACUUCAGUGGAAGGAGUUGUAGCCCUCUUCUGUUGCUGUGAAAAGGAACUGUGACCUCUGAGAUGAUCUUGUAGGGCAUGUGUCAUGUCACCUUCUGCAGAAUGGGGGAGGCAUAUGUGCUGAGGCCACCUGGGAUCUUUGGAAAAUGAUUACAGAAACAUUAAUGUUCGAAGUAAUUUCCCAGUGAAAGAUAAUAGAAAGAGAGAGACGUAUUAAAUAUAUGGUAAAUAUUAAAUGUUCUCUAGGAAAGAGUGUAUCCUGAAGUCCUCAAUCACAAUUUAAACUUCGUAACAAAUUCUGCUUUUCCCAGUCCUCAUUGGGCUGAGCUGUUGACCCAGUUUUUACAGUUCAGGUAUGGCUUGCUUAUCAUGUGUACAACAUGUCGAAGGGAACAAGUGCUUGAAUUGCUGAGAAGGACAUCAUAACUACAAAACCCCAGGGCUUUUUAGAGAAGGCUGUGUCAGGCACCAACAGAAAUGCAGAAAAUAGGUAGUUAUGAGGCAGGAUCAUUAUGUUUAACUCCCCAGCUCUCCAAACUCAUGAAAAUUUCCUCUGACGUGUUCUUUCUUAUUUCCUGUUCUCUUGUUUAUCUCAAGCUCACUAUAAAGACAGUGUGUAAUAUCGUGCUGUAUCAAGCUCCCACUCAGCUGUUAGAUGCACUGUUUUUGAGGUCAGCCAAAAGCAGACAACGUUGAGCUCCAGGGGGAGCUCAGGGGAGCUCAGGAGUCCUCUCCUUUGGACUUUCUACUGCCUUUUUCCAUCCUGUUAUGAAGGUGUGACAAAGAUGACAUAAUGAAAGUAUAGUAAGACUGUGUGCCUUACAUUAGCUUGUGAAAAGAUUCAACAAGAUCCAUGGAAAUGCCAAAUUAGAUUUUUUUUUUUCUGGAGCACUGUUGCCAUGCAAAAUGACUUGGUAGAAUUUAUCAUAAUUUAUUUCUUACAUUGCUCCAGGAUGGAAGGUUUUGUAAAAUUGCCUACCACAAAAGGGUGGGAAGGGUCUUUGCAUUCAAGCAGUUUGCAAGACUAAGGAGUUGUAGGUGGCAGGAAUAACAAGAUGUGCCAGUACCAGGCAGGAAGGAACACUGAGGRUGACAGAUACAGGAAAAGAACAGACAAAUAAAAAACUGUUUGAACACCUCAGUCUUGCAGUGUUCCCCAUUCAGGUACUAUGUGCAGCUUUUGGCAACAUAGUUCAAAGAGUAGUCGACUAAAGGCAGGAAAUCCAUACUCAAGAAAAAAGAGUGGAAGACCUCUGGGAUAAGGGUUUGGUUUGUGAUGCUGAGAGAAGUAUGCUGAAUGAAGGGGCACUUUAAUAACCUUUGGAAAACAAAUCAGCAUAAUAGGAAAACUUUUAACUGCAACAAAAAGACUCAGGACUUUGUAAAACAUUUCCCAGUUAAAAACAGUAGCAGAACUAGAGUGCACAAGGAAGUGGUAAUUUCUUCAUCACUGGAGCUGUUUGACAAAAAGCAUCUAUCUCACAUAACCCACCCUGGGGCACAKGGGAAGCCUGGACAGCUCCUUGGUUCUGUUCACCACUAAUAACAGAUUUAAUUUGUUACUCAGCUGCUAACUUUAGAGGGAAAAUGAACAGGGGCAAUGCUGGGCCAAGCUGGAAUUCAUUCUAGACUUUGCAAUAUAAACAGUUCAUACCCACUGAUUACUCGUCUUCUAAUGAUGACUAUUGUUCCUUGCUCUGUGGCAAGCAUUAGCUUGCAGCAAAUAUUAGAUGUAAGCUUUUAUAGAUUUACUAGUUUAUUUAGCAUCAGAUCAGUCAUGCAAGUCACUUACUAAAAAUAGAUAUCCCAGUAUCAAACCAUAUCCUCAUGGCUUAUCAGCAUUCCCAUGCAAACAACACUAGCAGUCCCAUGUACAAUAUGUGGAAAUAACAAAACAGUAAUUAUUUUCUGGUUGAAAUUUCUCUCUGGUUCUCUUGCACAGUAUCAGGAAAGGUACUACACAAACAGGCUUKAUCAGAAGCAAAACGGUAUAGUCAAACAAGCAGUCCAUAAACAUCUAUUUAGUUUAUAUCUUUGCUAGUAGAAGAAAACAGUGUUGGCAGUGCAGGAUUUCUUACACAUUAAGCAGUAAAGUAAGGAGUCAAGAAUGCCGUACAUGGAGCUAAUUUGAGAGUCUAUAUCUAUAUUUAYAACAUUCUUUAUUGACAAGAGUCCAGCUGCCACCGCUCUGAGAUCAAUGAGCUUCUGCAACAGGCUUAUAAAAUACUUCGUGUUACUAAUCAAAGGCACCAUUUUUCUAUUUGUCUUGGAAACAUCAGCACUUACCCUAAUCGUGCAGCAUACACAAUUCCUGAAUUAAGAAAAGCACAAAAUUCCCUUCUUAUAGUCUGGUCCUCAUCCAGCCAGGAACCUCCAAAGGCCAAGCCAGACACAAGYCCUUGACAUACCACAUUUAUUCAGAUUAAAACCGGUUUAAGUUGAUGGAUGUGUAGCAGCCAGGCAGCCUCUGCCUAUCCCCUGGGCUUGCAAGAGUGUGGUGGUACAGCUCCUGGAGACUGACAGACUUCUUUCCCCASGAGAGACAGCCUCAGUGAUUCUUCCCUCCACCUACUCCCUCACAAGCUGGGCCAGCCACCGCUGUUGUUUUGCAAGACCAUCCUGUGGAUGAUGGACUUAGCAGUGCUGGGUUAACAGCGGGACUCCACGAUCUUUCCCAACCAAUCUUUUGCAAAGGUCUUUUCCAAACUGGUUCUAUGCUCCUAUGACUAGGGUUCACCCUCCACCUCUUCUUUCCUUCUCCCUGAGCAACUAAGCAUUUCAGAGGUAAUUUUCUCAAUACUGUAUUCUGAAAAAUAAAGCAAAAACCCCAAAACAACCCAGCUGGACCCCAAAACAAUGUCUGCUAGUGGAACAUUAAGUGAAAUUUCUGCUAUUUAAUCAGAAGCGUUAGCAUGACAUCUCAUGAGGAUGUGGUGUGAACAAGGAAAUGGUUCUUGUGUGCAACAUUAYUUCUAAUUACUUUCAGUAAAAAGUAUCUCAGUUUGUAAUUACUCUCUCCCUGCAACCAAGACAGUAAAGAUUUGAGCUGAGCAAACAAGGCACCAAUUGCUACACUGAGGGCAGUAAGUUGGUGGUGGCACCAGCUUGGGAUGCUAAGUAGGGUCCCAUGGAUCCCUGUCGUUCUCAAGAAAUACUUCUCAGAGAGGACGUUGCUGCAUCAGGAUUUAGGGGAUAUUUCAAAGACAUUUUUUUCUAAAUAUACAUACAGUCCAUUUGCUUAGUUUCAUGAAAUACUUACUGACAAACUUCAGUUUUCUGUAAAAGUCUACUUCAGGUCCUAUGGCAAGCUGAGGGAGAAGAGACUGGGGGACAUUAAUAGCACAAACAAUACAACUUUGAUGUCUUACAAGUGAAAAGAAAUGGGGGCAGUGGUAAGGUUUCUCCAUCCGGAGGAGGAUGUCAUUGGAUACAUUUGCACUACKUCCACAUCAUGGCUGUUGACGAUGUCAGGAAAAUAACAGAAAUCAAGGAACCUGAGAGUGCACAUUUAUAGAUACUUUUCACUCUAUCCCUUGUUGACACAAAGCUAAAGAGGAGCUCUCUUUGGUGUGUUCUCUAGCAGAGCUCUCCAGUGUGUUUGCUGUGGGCGUUYGUUGUUCAGUAUUACUCGGGGAUUUGUGUAGUUGUAGUCAUUCAUGCAAAUUUCACAUUUGUAAGUAAGAUCAUAUGCUUUGGGAUCUGAGGGCUGAUAGGAUAAUGCAUAUCCCUAUGCACAGUUCUGUGGAUGAAUAAAUAUGACUCAGUGGCUCCCUAGAACAUACUGUCUCUGGGACAGAUCACAUGGCAUUUGCAGCUCUAAAUCAAACCCAAUGCCUUGUCCUCAGCUUUCAAGUGACCAGAAUAGCUGCUUUGAGUCAUUUGACAUAAYAAUUUCAAUUAGAAGAACCACCUCAGACCCAUCCAACACAGGGAUAAGAAUUUCUGUUUUCUUAUUGAUGGACUUUCUCAGCUAUGUACUUCUGCAGAUACAGUGAUUGGCUCCGGAGUUUCCURUUACAAAGCAGAUCAUUAUUUACAGUUCCAGGCAUGGGACCGASUGUUCCAAACUGACUUUGCAGUUUCUCCUSCCAACAUUGUAAAUGGCAAUGCUGCAUAAAAUAUGAUUCUAAGUAUAUCAGUUCGUGCAAAGAAUGUUAAGGUCACUAGUCAGAACACACGUGAUAUUUUUCAGAGUUCCUAAGCCUGACUGGUUUCUUUGGAUUGAUCUAAACAAUGUCUUGUCCACAGAAGGACAAUGGUGCUGUUGGCAAAGGAGCUUCCUGGUGCUGCGGAGCAGAACCUGGCAUGGUGCUGUUUGUGCACCUCUUUGCUCUGACCCCCYCAUCCUGCGCCUACAGCAGCCCGGGUGCCUUCAUCUUCUCUUGGAAAAAUAACCCAAGAAGCCGGAUUAUUUUCUGUGUCUGUCUGGCAUUUGCUGUAUAUCACUAAGCUAUUUCUGUCAGCCAGGUAUAGGCUUUUAAGAAAGGAAUCUGAAGGUACCAGGAAACCAUGAGUCUGGGGAAUGGAGAGRGAAAGUAUGAACACCUCUCCCUGGGUUCUAACUGGCAGUGACAAAUCACACCAGGUGACUCGCAGAGAAAUGUGUAUACUUGACUGAUGAAACCCAGACUCCUCUGGGAGCAUAAGAGCAGGAGUGAAACCAUCCAAUGGAACCAAGGGCWACAGCAGAUUUGUCAGGGCAGAAAACCUGAAACCUGCCAAGUGUCAGAUGGCUCUUUAUUCUCUGACUGGCAGCUGAUAGCUCUUCCUAGGUACCCCUGGGCCAGGAAAAAAAAAGAUGAAGCACAAAGGGGAAGAAUAACAAUGAGCCAUUUACCCAUUAAUGUUAGUACUUUUUCUUGAAGUCAGAGUUUCAAAUGGAAAAUAAAGAAAUGAUCCCUUUCUUUUAAGCUCUGCUUUUUACAUAUCUUCCUAUGGGAGGAACUCUGCUAUUUUAUAGGGGAAGACCUGUGCUGUUUGAUAUACCUUGCCCAAUAAACACCUUCCUGAUGUACAAAUGAGGGGCCAGAUUGUCAGUUCUCAGUCACAUGUGCUGUGGAUAGAGCAUCACUAAACAGGGUCUCUGUGCAGUUUGGGGCAGUUGUAACUCAUCACAAAAUUCUGUGCUUGUGUUGUCACUCUGUUUCUACCCCUGUGCUGAGCACACAAAAUGACAAGAGCACUGAAGUAAUCUUUUUCCCARCCAUGUCUGGGAAGGAGCUAGAGCUGGGCAAAACUCUCUGCCACAGUAUUUGUUGUCUUUCAUGCCUUGAUAGGUAUUACUGAAUUUCAUCCAGCGAUGAUCUAUGUAUACAAGACUGUUAAUCAUUGUAGUUUCAGGUCCAGAUGAGUAAUGCUGUCCAGGGACAAAAGAUGGCUUAGAAGAUUGCUGCAACUUUUAGAUAUGGCUCUUAAAGAUUGUUCAGCAGUCUCUGCCUGUCAUUUGAUAAAUGUAUAUAUUUGUGUGUUCAUUUACAUAUUCGAAUUACGAUUUUACURCUAAAUUGAGAAUUGAGAAUUGAGAAUUCCAUUGUAUUCCUGCUUCUGUACUAUGCCUACUUCCAUAAUAUUUUGAAGUCUUCCAAUAAUAACUAAGUUUGUGACUGACUUCAUGUUCUUUUUUCCACUCUGGAGGGUUGGAGUAGGAUGAAAGUGUUUGCCGGAUUUUUAGUUACAUGCAUGUAUAUUGUUCUAUGCUUAUAUUAUUUAGAGGAUUCACACUCCAAGGAAUGCUCUUCACUGACUCUACUGCAAUCUUCACUGAAUUAGUCGAGGCAGGAUUUUUACCUUCCAGAUAUAAGGAAUCUGCAGUCUUGCCAGUAGAAGUUUACAUAUCUUCCAGAAUGAAGAUCAUAAAAGCAAGAAAUCACAGAAUGGGUAAGGCUGGAAGGGACCACUGGCAUGGUCAUCUGGUCCCAUCUCCCUGCCCAAUCCAGGUUUUCUACAGCACACUGCACAGGAUUGUUUUCAGGUUCUGGAAUAUCUUCAAUGAGGGAGACCCCAUAGUUUCUCUGAGUAGUCUGUCCCUGUGUGCGAUCAUCUGCACUGUAAAGAAAUUCUUCUUCAUGUUCAGGAGGAACUUCUUGGACAUCACUUUCUGCCCAUCCCUCUUUUCCUGUUGCUCAGCACCACAGAGCAGGGUGUUGUCCAACCUCUUGACGUCCUCCUUUCAGGUAUUCACAUAUAUUAAUGAGGUCCCUCUCUGUCUUCUCUUCUUGAGACUGAACAGGCCUUUCCUCAUAAAAGAURCUUCUGUCCCCUCAUCAUCUUUGUAAACCCUCUGCAAGUCUUGCGUAAGAAGUCUGUAUCUAGACUAGGCAAAUAUUUUACUCCUAUUUUUUCUUUUUCCCUUCCUUCUUUUCUUCUUAUUCUGCWGUGCAGCUGAUGUUUUUUGUUCAAUGAAACAGGAAAUUUUACAGGGGYUCCUCUGGAAAUUUUACAUAAAUUUCUUUAUACAAAAGAAAAAUGAACUGUCACUAUUUAUGUUCCAGCUGAAUUAACUCUGAUGGGGAGGAAAGGACAUUCUUUGAGCUGUAAUUGUUUUAUAAAGUAACUUUCAGGAUGUUCUGYCAGUCUCUUUGUUACCUUUGGUGUCUUCAAGACCUGUGUGUAUCCCUGCCACUGUGCCCUAGGUCUAACUGUAAAUGUUUCUUGGUCAGCCUCGGAUAUUUUUUGUUACAUGAAUGCCAUGCCUCCAUAAGCUAUGCACUCAACCUCAGCAGCARCAAGGCUGGCUCAGCCACACAAAACUGAAUUCUUCACCAAGAGGAACAGCUUCUGCACAAGCCUGGGGCCAAGGCAGUGUGCUGAGGCUUGUGUCUGCCAUUCUGUAGGCACACAAAGUGCAGGACACUCUGCAAGGAUCUGCAGGGAGUCCYCCAUUCCACACUUUCAUGUGCUGCUUUUAAAACCCCAGAGAUGACCAGGAUGUGAGCAGGAGCUGAGGGAUGGUUAUCUGGAAACAAGGGUUUAUUUUCCAGCACCCUGUUGCAUUUGCUGCUUGGCAGACAUUGCUGUCCUUCUGCUAAGUUGUACACUAAGAACUCCCAGUAUCAUCUUCCUUUCCCUGCUGCUGGGCAGGGAAAAUGUGGUGUUGUAUUCCUUCUCCUGUGGCUGCCAGCUGUGUCUGUGUUCCACUGGCAGUGUGAGUUGUAGGAGAAGGUGAUUUAUCUGGACAGGGCCUGGGCCUGGCUGCCUGUGAGCCACAGCCUCCUGCAGCCUGGGACUUGCUUCUGCUCUGAGCCRAUUCAAAAAAACAUUUUGGAUGUUGCAUUUAUACUGCUCUGCUACCACAGAGCUUUUCAGAGCAUUUUGCUUUAUUCACCAAGGUGAAGGAGCUGCUGGCCAGUUUUGUCACUCCUCAUGUCCAGCAGCCUGUUCACUUGUGGGGACAGAAUCCUUAGUACCCUUCUUCUGAAAAACCUGCCGUAUCAAAAGCUUUUGCCUUGAAGUUCUUUUGCAUUCAGAAUUUGGAUAACAGUGUGUCUGCCUCUUUACAACAUGUUUAUACAACAUAGAGUGCAAACUUCAGCCAACAAACCAGCACCAGGCUCAUGCAGUGCAAUCUACUCUGUCAUCUACAAAAUUGCAAACAAAAGUGCUUGAAAUUAUCAGAAAUCUGUUUUAUUUUGGUGGGAAACUKUCAGAACCUGGGAAAACCGUAUUGUAGUGCAAAUGCAGUACUUCCUUAGCCAUUCAACAGCCAUCUGAUCAUCAUCCCAGCUCUCAAAUAUUAGACUUUAAUUGGCUAAUGCUGCAAUCUGCCUUUAAAGGAAAACUUUUGCUAAGUUCAAAUACUUAAAAAGAUGGCAAGAUUCCCCCUUUUGUACUUGAAGAACUUUGUUAAUAUGUUAAUUUGUUAAUAUGUUAAAUAUUUUUUUUUUAAAUUAAAGCUUAGGAUUU
Malurus melanocephalus (red-backed fairy wren) is the source of this 12160-nucleotide messenger RNA. RefSeq names its product StAR related lipid transfer domain containing 4 (gene STARD4). Gene Ontology annotation, molecular function: cholesterol binding; cholesterol transfer activity. NCBI's taxonomy places the organism in Eukaryota, Metazoa, Chordata, Aves, Passeriformes, Maluridae. The record is from RefSeq and is a predicted model, not a curated record. Gene Ontology annotation, biological process: cholesterol import; intracellular cholesterol transport; cholesterol transport involved in cholesterol storage. Bases 178 to 828 code for a protein of 216 amino acids. The transcript is spliced from 6 exons. Gene Ontology annotation, cellular component: cytosol; endoplasmic reticulum.